AUGGAUACCGCACGCCUUAGUUUUCUCAACAAUGCUUCGCUCAACAAGCUUAGUUUUGAGUUUCCUACAAUAGAUACCCUUGGUAUUGUGGAUAAUCCUUACUAUGCCUUAGUAGAUAGUCUUGAGCUGGUUACGAAAGGUCAGGUAAAAUACCAUCAGGGGUUCAGUGCACUCAGCUAUGUAGGCAAUCGUGAUCUUUGUGGGCCUCCACUUACCAAAAUAUGUUUCCAGGGUGGUAAACCUAACAACACAGAGCCAAUAGAUGAAGAUGGAGAUGAGUUUGCAUUUUUGUCGUGGCUUUACAUUGGAAUAGAAUCUGGAUUUGCCACGGGCUUUUUGGGAUUUUGUUGUGUCAUUUUCUUAAUCAGAAAAUGGAGGCAUGCAUACUUCAAGUUUCUUUAUGACUUGAAAGACCAACUUUAUGUCAUGGUGGCCAUCAAAAUGAAUUCUUUUCGUUGA
This is a messenger RNA of Glycine soja, 459 nucleotides long. RefSeq names its product receptor-like protein EIX2. The record is from RefSeq and is a predicted model, not a curated record. The coding region runs from base 1 to 459 and encodes 152 amino acids. The transcript has 3 exons. NCBI's taxonomy places the organism in Eukaryota, Viridiplantae, Streptophyta, Magnoliopsida, Fabales, Fabaceae.